Messenger RNA from Adineta steineri, 765 nucleotides. NCBI's taxonomy places the organism in Eukaryota, Metazoa, Rotifera, Eurotatoria, Adinetida, Adinetidae. The record is from the annotation of a GenBank genome assembly.
AUGGAAACAGUUCUUGGUCGCGGUUAUUCAAUCAAUGAUGAAACUGGUUUAACAGAUUUCUAUUCACCACCAUCAAGUAUUGUUGAUGAAGAUGAAGAACAAGAUGAUGAUGAGGAGGAUGAUGAUUUAUUCUAUCCAGAAGAAAUCGAACCUUUAUUUACUGCUGAAACAAUUAAUAAUACGACUCUUUCUUCUUCAUCUAUUGACGAAAUAAAUGAUAUGAAUUUAAAAAAUGGAUUAAAAUCAUUACCAUUAAAAUUAAUGUCUAUUGAGGCAACACCACCGCCAACACCGCUUAUUCCACGACGUUUACUCGAUCCUAUAAAUACGACAACAACGGCUUUUCAAAAUAUGACAUUUAAUACAACAUUACCAAUAACACCAACAAGAAGUACUGAUAUAACAACAUCAAAUUGGUCAUUAAAUACAUCAUCAACGAGUUCAUUAUUUCCAUGUAAUACGGAUACUCUAUCGAAAACAACAAAUUUAUUGACACCAACAAGUAUGGAUCGAUAUCUUGCUGAACAUCGACCUCUUACUGAUUCAGUAUAUAAAUCAUCAAUAAGUAAAUAUUUAGGAUUUAUUUAUUUAUUUAUUAUUCAUCUUCUAUUUAAAGCACUUGGUACAACAACAAAUAGACAUCAUUCGAUUUCUGUUCAACAUACUGAAGUAACGAAUGAAACAAGUCGAUUAUAUUCUUAUAUGGCUCCUGCUGAUGGUUUAUCAUCAAAUCUUCGAGCAGGAUCUAAUACAUGGUCACCAUUU